Molecule: messenger RNA, 2248 nt
Organism: Xiphias gladius (swordfish)
Lineage: Eukaryota; Metazoa; Chordata; Actinopteri; Istiophoriformes; Xiphiidae
Gene: ctxn2
Product: cortexin 2
Exons: 4
Coding region: 433-678 (81 amino acids)
Source: RefSeq, a predicted model, not a curated record
CACUCCAUUGGGUGUCUCUUGAGAUGUCUCGUCGGUUUCGGACUUGACGGACGCGGUAGACUCGUCUUGCUUUGGCUCCUCAUCAAGAGUUGGGACAUCUGCCAUGUUCAGUACCCAGAUCCCAGAGAACCGUACCAAGACCUGUCCAACCCACCAAAGCAAGUAUGAUCCAUGCACAAGACAAAGCCUUGAAGAUGCUGUAUCUACUAGAACCGCUUUUUGUUUAGAUGAGAGGUUAGCCUAGCACAUCCAGAAAGCCGGCAAUGGAUGGAUUAAUGGACAUAUGUCUGGGGGCUUCAAGAGGGAGGAGUUGUUCGCAAGAAACAGCAGCAACAGGUCUGUAAGGAUGGAGCGAUAAUGACGGUAACAUGCAGGCUUCUAAACGCCUGACCCUAUCGGAGGAGAGAUGAGGCACCUAGAUGUUGGUUUACCAUGUUUAGUGUCCACUACAACCACUCCCUUGCUGCCAUGAGUGGAAACGACAUGAUGGCGCACUCUCUGACUCUGGAGCAGAAGACAGCGUUUGCCUUUGUGGGGAUGCUACUGGUGUUCCUGGGGCUGCUGAUAGUAAGGUGUUUCAGGAUCCUGCUGGACCCCUACAGCAGUAUGCCCUCUUCCAACUGGGCUGACGGCAUCGAGGGGCUGGAGAAAGGGACGUUUGAGUACGCCCUCACUUAACACAGGGACACACACAUCCAAAGAUGUCCUCAUGAACAGAAAUGCCUGUAUACACACAUAUGGAUACACACGGACACGAAUGCAUACACGUGCGAACACACAUACGCCACAGCCCUGCACAACCAUUUCACCUGACGCUGACAGACCAUCAAGACAUCUUUCUGUGACAGACUCAACGAAGAGACCGCAGCUGUGUAUGUUGUUUGACGUGUGUGCACUGUUAGUUCAGAGCCAGUGUAGAGUUUCUCUACUGUAUGUGACUACAGACUGUCUGAUGUGUGUGUCUGACCAAGUGUGAGGCAGAUGCUGUAUCAUAUUCUCUGCCCUUCUGCCAAGGUGGUGUGCAUUUCAGCUCAUCGAUUUACACGGAAAUGACUGAAGCUCCCUUUAACCCAUGCCUAAAAGUUGAAUGUCUGUAGAUUAUAAGAGGUGGUGAGAGGUGGACGCUUGCCGGACAGGAUGGGGAAUUAGGGUGCAGUGGAAUCAUUCAGAUACAGUUUGAAGACUCAGGGACAAGAUUCCUCAUGUGAACUCACACCGGGGAAACAGAGUGGCUCCACCUCUGCACAGCAGAGCUGUUCUGCACAAGAAUGUAUACUGUAUGGUUGGAUACAGGGUAUUAUGUAAAACUAGUGCUUUGUGGACUAAUCAGAUCCAAUCUAAUGGUGAUCCAAAGGGAUGCUGCUGCUGCUGUGUGUGUGUGUGUGUGUGUAAAGACUGGUCCUUUCCGUGGUGUUUUGUUUUUUGAAGUCAUGCAGUGAGAGGCAACUGAACAAACUGUGAUUUACAUUAUGGUGUUACUGUUUCUAAAUGAUGCAAAAACAACUCUUUUAGAGUUUGUACUGCUGCUGGUUAUGAGUGAUGAUAUGCUGUAUGUUGCCACAAUUACAUGUCUGAGUGAAAGAAAAAACACAACUGUUUACUUUUGACAGUAUACCUGCAAAGACAUAUGAUAAUGUUGCUUUGUGGACUGUCAGUUUUUCCCUUCUGUCAAGCGUUCUGCCUAAAGGUUGGCUAAUGCAAUCAAGCCAAAGACCUUUCAAGGGAAAUGAGGAUUAGAGGCUAGGAGGAACUCUCUCUUUCAGCGCUGCUAGUUCUCUAAUGACAAGGAGAAACUCACUACCUGUCCGCAGAGGAAAAGGUCACAUGGAAAAUAGGGGUGGGAUGUCUUCCAGCACUGCACGUGAACAUCUUUCUCCUCCAAUUCUCAACCAUCCCCACCUGCUGUCAUCCCUCCAGACAGAGGAAGACAGGACUAAACAGAGAUUCUGUAAUACGGCAGACUGUUCAAAGUCUUGAGUGUUCCUUUGGUAAUUUUUACGGUCUACGGUUUCUUCCUUAGUGCUGUGAAUCUGCCUUACUGUGACCUUCAAUGGGUUUAUGUGCCUUCAUCUAGAAACAUUAGAGCACCUGUUUAUGUCUGUGUGUACGCAAGCGUGUGUGUGUGGCAUAUCAUGAUGACCGAUGCGUCUCCGGACCUGUUGCUUGCUCAGCUGGUUGUAGAGAUUUCUCAUUGAUAUAGACUUGAUUCAAUGAUGUGAAUAAAUAGAAUUUCUUCACUUUAAAAUAA